GUGAUUUUCCUUGCAACUCAGUCUUGUCGGCAAAAUCAUUCAUCAAGACACUGCAAUGGCAGGCUCACACCUUCUUUCUCAUUCUCAUUCCCUUCCCAAAACCUAUAACCACUCCUUCAACCAAAACCCUUUAUCUCAAAAUCUACUUCUACCCUUCAAAUUCAAGGCCACCCUCAGACCGCGUGCUCUUAGAGCUGUUCUCUCCCAGAAAGCUGCUCAAACCGCGGUAGAGGACUCAAAGAAGGCUCCUUUUCAGCACUGUUUCACCAAAUCCGAAGAUGGGUAUCUGUACUGUGAGGGCCUCAAGGUACAUGACAUCAUGGAAUCUGUUGAGAGAAGGCCUUUCUAUCUUUACAGCAAGCCCCAGAUAACUAGGAAUGUUGAAGCCUAUAGGAAUGCAUUGGAAGGGUUGAACUCUAUAAUUGGGUAUGCCAUUAAGGCCAACAAUAACUUGAAGAUUCUGGAACAUUUGAGGCACUUGGGCUGUGGAGCUGUGCUUGUUAGUGGGAAUGAGCUUAGAUUGGCUCUUCGUGCUGGCUUUGAUCCCACAAGGUGUAUCUUUAAUGGGAAUGGUAAAAUCUUGGAGGACUUGGUCUUGGCUGCCCAGGCAGGUGUCUUUGUCAACAUUGAUAGUGAGUUUGACUUGGAGAACAUUGUAGAGGCUGCAAAAAGGGCCGGAAAGAAGGUCAAUGUUUUACUUCGGAUUAAUCCGGAUGUAGAUCCACAGGUCCAUCCUUAUGUUGCUACUGGGAAUAAGAACUCUAAAUUUGGCAUUAGAAAUGAGAAGCUGCAAUGGUUCUUAGAUGUAGUGAAGGAGCAUUCUAAUGAGCUCAAACUAGUAGGGGCCCACUGCCAUCUCGGUUCAACAAUCACCAAGGUAGACAUUUUCAGGGAUGCUGCCACCAUUAUGAUCAACUACAUUGAUCAAAUCCGAGCUCAGGGUUUUGAAGUUGAUUAUUUAAAUAUUGGAGGAGGACUUGGGAUAGAUUAUUAUCAUUCUGGUGCCAUCCUUCCUUCACCUAGAGAUCUCAUUGACACUGUACGAGAUCUUGUUAUUUCCCGAGGUCUUAAUCUCAUCAUUGAACCAGGGAGAUCACUCAUUGCUAACACAUGUUGCUUAGUUAACCGGGUGACAGGGGUUAAAACUAAUGGAUCUAAAAACUUCAUUGUAAUUGAUGGAAGUAUGGCAGAACUUAUCCGCCCUAGUCUCUAUGAUGCUUACCAGCAUAUAGAGUUGGUUUCCCCUGCCCCAUCAAAUGCUGAGAAAGCAACCUUUGACGUGGUUGGCCCAGUCUGCGAGUCUGCAGAUUUCUUAGGAAAAGAAAGAGAACUUCCUACUCCAGCCAAGGGUACUGGUUUGGUCGUUCAUGAUGCUGGCGCUUAUUGCAUGAGCAUGGCAUCAACAUACAAUCUAAAGAUGCGGCCUCCUGAGUAUUGGGUUGAAGAUGAUGGAUCAGUGAGCAAAAUAAGACAUGGUGAGACUUUUGAAGACCACAUUCGGUUUUUUGAGGGCCUUUGAGCUGGUAAUUCAUCCUGUAGGAAAGGAAGCUGGAAAAUUGUUGUGUAUUUUGGAUUUUGGAUCUUUCCAAGUCUCUGAAUGCAUCACUCUUUUUUUGUUUUUCUUCUAUGCUACUUGAAUAAAGUGUGAUUUCGGUUA
Vigna angularis (adzuki bean) is the source of this 1657-nucleotide messenger RNA. Its product is annotated as diaminopimelate decarboxylase 1, chloroplastic. Gene Ontology annotation, cellular component: chloroplast. The record is from RefSeq and is a predicted model, not a curated record. Bases 56 to 1519 code for a protein of 487 amino acids. The transcript has 8 exons. Lineage: Eukaryota; Viridiplantae; Streptophyta; Magnoliopsida; Fabales; Fabaceae. Gene Ontology annotation, molecular function: diaminopimelate decarboxylase activity.